CUGCCCCGCCACCGCCGCAGCUGCAGCCGCCGCUCGGGCUGCGGCUCAUCCCGGGUCUCGUUCGCCGUCCCGGCCGCGGCGUGAAGGGCACCCUGAGUGUGGCUGCGUGACCGGCCGCGGAGCGAGGAGCCCCUCUUCUGCCUCCCUGCGGCCCGCGCGGUGGACGGUGUCGGGACCGAGUGUGGCCGCCGCGCCCCUCGUUCCGCUCCCGGGCUGCCGCUCCGGCCCUUCCGGGCGGCGCCGCUGCCUCAGCCCGCUCCACACGCAGAUGUGGGAAGACAAAUGAAGGGGUUUAGAUGCCAAAUAAAUGUCAGUGGAAAGGAGAGCUACCGACACUAAGGACUGAACACAAGUAAGCUCCUUUUUCAGAGUUAAAGAAUUAUUUAAAAAAAAAAAAAAACCAAGAUGGGGACGCCUGGUUCUGGAAGGAAAAGAACACCCGUGAAAGAUCGAUUUUCUGCAGAAGAUGAGGCUUUGAGUAACAUCGCUAGAGAGGCAGAAGCAAGGCUAGCAGCAAAGCGGGCUGCUCGGGCCGAAGCGAGAGACAUCCGCAUGAGGGAACUGGAACGACAGCAAAGAGAGCCUUCUUCUCAUCAUUGCUCUGACCGGAAAUGGGGGCAGAUUCAAAAGUGGCUGGAAGAUUCAGAGAGGGCCAGGUAUUCUCACCGGUCUGGCCAUCACCGUUCUUACCUGGGAUUAGAGGAUACAUUGUCUCUUCGAAGCCUUGGCAGUCACAGGAGUUCAUCGAAGGAUAUUACUGGGACACACUGGAGCAGAACCAGUACACCCAAAAGGAGAGACAUGAUGUACGAUACCCUCAAGGACAGAUCAUCAAGGGUUCCGUCAUUAAAUUAUUCUUACAGUCACACCUAUGGGAUGAAGAAGCGAUCUUCUAGUUCUCAUAAAGACCCCCUGAGUGGCCUCUAUUUUGACCAGAGAAACUAUAGCAGUCUUAGACAUAGCAAACCUGCCUCUACCUACUACUAUCGGUCUUCUUCCCUGUGCAGUGACCCGCUGGGGACAUCGAGUAAGAACAGGGCCUCCUCUGCUGCAAAUUCUGGUCUGCUGAGAAGUGCCAGCCUGGCAUCAUUGUCUGGUGGUGGAUUAUAUAACCCUUAUGGUUCUCGAGCUCCAUCUGAAUACAGUUACUACUCAUCGAGAGCGAGUUCCUCCCGGAGCAGCCCUGUGUCUAUCGAUGACGACACCGCAAGCAUUGUGUCUUCUGAUCGUGCCAGUUGUGGGAGAAGGGACAGUGUGGUCUCUGCCGCUGAUUAUUUUAGUCGCUCCAAUCGUAGGGGGAGUGUUGUCUCUGAGGUGGAUGACGCCAGCAUCUCAGACUUGACCAGCUUGGAUGAAAAAUCAGACAAACAGUAUGCUGAAAAUUACACAAGACCUUCAUCUCGAAAUUCUGCCUCAGCCACAACACCUCUAAGCGGAAACUCAUCCAGACGGGGCAGCGGGGACACCAGCAGCUUAAUAGACCCAGACACCUCGUUAAGUGAACUGCGGGACAUCUAUGACCUGAAGGACCAGAUACAUGAUGUAGAAGGGAGAUACAUGCAGGGACUUAAGGAACUGAAGGAGUCUUUGUCUGAAGUAGAAGAGAAAUACAAGAAAGCCAUGGUGUCCAAUGCACAGCUCGACAACGAGAAGAAUAACCUGAUCUACCAGGUGGACACCCUCAAGGACGUUAUUGAAGAGCAGGAGGAGCAGAUGGCAGAGUUUUACAGAGAAAAUGAAGAGAAAUCAAAGGAGUUAGAAAGGCAGAAACAUAUGUGCAGUGUGUUGCAGCAUAAAAUGGAUGAACUCAAAGAAGGCCUUCGGCAGAGAGACGAGCUCAUUGAGGAGAAUCAGCGCCUUCAGCAGAAAGUAGACACCGUGACAAAAGAGGUGUUUGACCUCCAAGAGACCCUGCUGUGGAAAGAUAAAAUGAUUGGGGCCCUAGAGAAACAGAAAGAGUACAUUACCUGCCUCAGGAGUGAGCGAGAUGUGCUCAGAGAGGAGCUGCCUGACCUACAGGAGACAGUGCCGACAGCAGAGAAACAUGGCUUAGUUAUAAUCCCAGACAGCACUCCCAAUGGUGAUGUCAAUCAUGAACCUGUGGUUGGAGCCAUUACUGCUGUGUCUCAGGAAGCGGCUCAGGUCUUGGAGUCAGCAGGAGAAGGGCCACUAGAUGUAAGGCUACGGAAACUUGCUGGCGAAAAGGAGGAGCUCCUGUCACAGGUUAGAAGACUGAAGCUGCAGAUAGAGGAAGAACGGCAGAAGUCUUCAAGGAAUGACGGCACGUCUGGGGACCUGGCGGGACUGCAGAAUGGCUCAGAUUUGCAGUUCAUCGAGAUGCAGAGAGAUGCCAAUAGACAAAUUAGUGAAUACAAAUUCAAGCUUUCCAAAGCAGAACAGGACAUAACCACCUUGGAACAAAGUGUCAGCCGGCUUGAGGGCCAGGUGCUGCGCUACAGAACUGCCGCUGAGAAUGCAGAGAAAAUCGAAGAUGAGCUGAAAGCAGAAAAGAGGAAGCUGCAGCGAGAGCUACGGACAGCACUGGACAAAAUCGAGGAGAUGGAGAUGACCAAUAGUCACCUGGCAAAGCGGCUGGAGAAGAUGAAGGCCAACAGGACGGCCCUUCUAGCCCAGCAGUAGGGGAAGGACCUUCUGCCUGGGUGCUGCUCCAAGGGCCCUGCCCAGAGAUACUGACUCUUUGUAUAUUGACACAAAGCUUUUCGAGUACUGUUUGAGUCUUGUCAUUAAACAGCCACCUUUGUAUUUUAUAAUUUAUGAGAAUGAAGCAGG
Messenger RNA from Microtus oregoni (creeping vole), 2790 nucleotides. RefSeq names its product LRR binding FLII interacting protein 2 (gene Lrrfip2). The transcript is spliced from 30 exons. The coding region runs from base 406 to 2640 and encodes 744 amino acids. The record is from RefSeq and is a predicted model, not a curated record. NCBI's taxonomy places the organism in Eukaryota, Metazoa, Chordata, Mammalia, Rodentia, Cricetidae. Gene Ontology annotation, biological process: regulation of DNA-templated transcription.